AUGCCACACUCCGUGUCGUCAGAAGCAACCUCACCACCAAACGAUAUCGUGGCCCACGACGAAUUAAUGGCUGACUCCCCUGCCCCCCCCGUCGCCAGCCAGGCGACUGACGGCGACGUUGCGAUGGCCGAGAUUGAUGCGCCGGCGCCCGCCACCGAGGAUAAGAGAGAUGUCAAGCUGGAGGACUUGUUCAUAGACGGGGACUCAGACGACGAGUUUCCCAGCUCAAAACCGCAAGACACACCGUCAUCAAGUUCCCCGGGGAUUGCGACACCCCUUUCACCAACAGACAUUGCGGAUUUGAAAGCGUCAGACCCCGAGGUGAUGCGCAGUUUCUACCAGCGCCUGUUCCCUUGGAGAUACCUCUUCCAAUGGUUGAACCACAGUCCGUCGCCGACCAACGACUUUGCCCACAGAGAGUUCGCCUUUACGCUGCAGAACGACGCUUACCUACGAUAUCAGUCUUUCCCAACCCAUGACCUCCUCCGCAAGGAUGUCCUCCGCCUCAUGCCCUCUCGUUUCGAAAUCGGCCCCGUCUACAGCACGAACCCGCGCGACCGCAAGACCCUCCGCAACGCCAGCGCCUUCAAGCCCCUCGCCAAGGAGCUGUGCUUCGAUAUCGAUCUGACGGACUACGACGAGAUCAGAACCUGCUGCGACAAGGCCAACAUUUGCAUCAAGUGCUGGCAGUUCAUCACCAUGGCGAUCAAGGUCGUCGACGUCGCCCUGCGCGACGACUUUGGCUUCAAACACAUCAUGUGGGUGUAUUCCGGCCGGAGAGGUGCCCACGCGUGGGUGUGCGACAAGAAGGCACGGACAAUGGGCGAUCAAUUGCGCCGGUCGAUCGCGGGGUACCUGGAGGUUAUCAAGGGCGGUGCGCAGAGCGGGAAGAAAGUGAAUCUGUGGCGGCCACUGCACCCCCACGUGGCACGGAGUCUCGAGACCCUCAAGUCUCAUUUCCAAGAAGACGUUCUCGAGGCACAAGACCCCUGGGCCUCCAACGAGCGCGCCGAGCGCCUCCUCCAGCUGCUGCCGGACAAGAACCUCAACGAGUCGCUCCGCAAGAAGUGGGACGCCGCUCCCGGGCGGUCGUCCGUCUCCAAGUGGGCCGACAUUGACACAGUGGCCAAGAGCGGCGCGAGCAAGAAUCUCGACGCCAAAGCGCUCCUUGAGGCCAAGCAGGACAUCGUGCUUGAGUACACGUACCCGCGCCUCGAUAUCGAGGUCAGCAAGAAGCUCAACCAUCUGCUCAAGUCGCCCUUCGUCGUCCACCCCGGCACUGGCAGGGUGUGCGUGCCGAUCGACACCAGGACGCUCGAAGACUUUGACCCGCUCGGUGUGCCGACGGUGCAGAGCCUGCUGGCGGAGAUCGAUGCGUGGAAGAGCGACGAGGACGCCGAUGCGGGUGGUUCGCAGCAGAAGAGCGUGCAGGACUGGGAGAAGACGAGCCUGAAGCCGUACGUGGAGCAGUUCCGGUCCUUUGUUAUUGGUUUGAUGAAGGACGAGAGGGACGGCAAGAUCAAGAGGGAGAGGGAGGAGGACGCCAUGGAUUUUUGA
Messenger RNA from Colletotrichum higginsianum IMI 349063, 1557 nucleotides. RefSeq names its product DNA primase. The record is from RefSeq and is a predicted model, not a curated record. Gene Ontology annotation, cellular component: alpha DNA polymerase:primase complex. The coding region runs from base 1 to 1557 and encodes 518 amino acids. Lineage: Eukaryota; Fungi; Ascomycota; Sordariomycetes; Glomerellales; Glomerellaceae. The transcript has 4 exons. Gene Ontology annotation, biological process: DNA replication, synthesis of primer.